This is a messenger RNA of Ornithorhynchus anatinus (platypus), 7850 nucleotides long. It is a transcript of the gene DLG5, whose product is annotated as discs large MAGUK scaffold protein 5. Gene Ontology annotation, biological process: regulation of apoptotic process. Gene Ontology annotation, molecular function: protein binding. Lineage: Eukaryota; Metazoa; Chordata; Mammalia; Monotremata; Ornithorhynchidae. The record is from RefSeq and is a predicted model, not a curated record. The transcript has 33 exons. The coding region runs from base 69 to 6020 and encodes 1983 amino acids.
GCGGCAGGGGGAGGAGGCGGGGGUGUCCACCCGACUGGGGGUCCGGAGCCGGGGGAGCGCGCGGAGCCAUGGAGCCCAAGCACCGGGAGCUGCUGGCCCAGUGUCAGCAGAGCCUGGCCCAGGCCAUGACGGAGGUGGACGCGGUGCUGGGGCUGCUGGAGGCCGCGGGCGCCCUGACCCCCCGAGACCGGCGGCAGCUGCAGGAGGAGGAGGAGGAGGCGGCGGCGGCGGCCGGCGGGGGCGGCGGGGGCAGCGGGGCCGGGGCCAGGGCCAAGGCCGACCUGCUGCUGAAGCUGUUGCUCGCCAAGGAGCGAGACCAUUUCCAGGACCUGCGGGUGGCCCUGGAGAAGACGCAGCCUCACCUGCUGUCCAUCCUCUACCUGAACGGCGUGGCCGGGGGGCCGCGGCCCGCCGAGACCGCCGGCUCCACUUACAGUGUUUUGUCCAUCAUGCCCUCGGACUCAGAAAGCAGCAGCUCUCUCAGUAGCGUGGGCACAACUGGCAAAGCAUCAUCCCCACCACCGGUGAUCGUAGACACCAGGCAGAUGAGUGAGAAACUGGAGACUAUUUUGUUUCAGCUGCGGCAAGUGACCCGCGAGAGGGACGAACUGCGGAAGCGCCUGGCCCUGUCAUCUCCUGGCUCGACUUUUGACGACUGCAGGCCCAGCCCCAAACCAAGUCACGACUACGAAAGGCUGAAGAUCCAGUGUGUGAAGGCCAUGUCGGACCUUCAGUCUCUCCAGAAUCAACACACCAAGACCCUGAAGAGAUGUGAGGAAGCAGUCAAAGAAGCAGACUUCUAUCACACGCUGCAUAGCCGUCUCUUGAGCGAUCAGUCCCAGCUGAAGGAGGACGCGGAUGCCCUGAAGCGAGAGAAUGCCCAGCUGAUCCGAGAGCACAAUCACCUGCAGCAGUCCUGUGAGGAGAUGAAAAGGCUCCACGAGGAAGAUCAGAAGGAGAUUGCUGACCUCCGGGUCCAGCAGCAACAGGUGAUGAAGCAGAAUGGCUCAUCGGAGAUCCUCAAUAAACUCUACGAUACAGCCAUGGACAAGCUGGAGGGGGUGAAGAAGGAAUACGAUGCUUUAAGGAAGCGGUACAAUGAGAAAACUGCCCACCACAACACCGACCUGAGUCGGCUGGAGCAGGCGGAGGAGGAGAACCGUCGCCUUCAGAAACAGAUCGAUAUGCUGAUGAAGCAGAGGGACUCGGCCAUCCAUUUCCAACAGCAGUACUCUUCAUCUCUGAGGAGGUUUGAGUCUGUCCAGCAAGAACUGAACAAGGUGACCUCUCAGAACAAAGAGCUGCAGAGGGAGAUGGAGCGUCUCCAGUCAGAGGUGACCCGGUUUAAGACCAUGCAGCUGAAGGCCGUCAAGGAUGCGGAGAAGUACAAGGAGGAGAGGGACUCUGUAUUCAACGAAUACCGGCUCAUCAUGAGUGAGAGAGACCAGGUCAUCAAGGAGGUAGACAAACUCCAGACUGAAUUGGAACUGGCAGAGUCAAAGCUGAAAAACACUUCCUCUGAGAAAAGAGUGGCCAGUGAAGAGAUGGAGGCUUUGAGACAGAUACAAGAUUCAGCGACGCUGGACAUAGAGCGAGCCAACAAGGAAAUUGAAAUGCUCCGCAAGCAGUACGAGGCCAUGUCCCAAGAACUCAAGGAAGCCGUUCAAGAGGCCGAAGUGGCCAAAUGUAGGCGGGAUUGGGCCUUCCAGGAACGGGACAAGAUAGUGGCAGAAAGGGAGAGCAUACGGACCUUGUGUGACAACCUAAGGCGGGAGAGGGACCGGGCCGUCAGUGAUUUGGCCGAAGCCCUGCGCAAUCUGGAUGACAUGAGGAAGCAGAAGAAUGAUGCUGGCCGGGAACUGAAGGAACUCAAGGAAAAGAUGGAAAACCAGUUGGAAAAGGAAGCCAGGUUCCGACAGCUAAUGGCGCACAGUUCCCACGACUCGGCCAUUGACACUGAUUCUCUGGAAUGGGAAACGGAAGUGGUAGAAUUUGAAAAGGACAGAGAGGAUAUGGAUUUGAAGGCACUUGGAUUUGAUGUGGCAGAAGGCGUGAACGAGCCCUAUCUCCCUGGUGACUGUGGUAUUUUUGUCACCAAAGUAGAUAAAGGAAGCAUUGCAGAUGGCCGCUUAAGAGUGAACGACUGGUUGCUGAAAAUAAAUGACGUGGAUCUGACGAACAAAGACAAGAAGCAGGUGAUCAAGGCUGUGCUCAAUGGAGGGGGCGUUAUCAACAUGGUUGUCCGAAGAAGAAAGUCCUUGGGAGGGAAGGUGAUGAUAACCCCACUCCAUAUUAACCUGGCUGGACACAAAGACAGUGGAAUUAGUCUGGAGAAUGGUGUAUUUGUUGCUGCUGUGGUGCCUGGAAGCCCAGCUGCUAAAGAAGGGUCCCUUUCUGUGGGAGACAGAAUUAUUGCCAUAAAUGGCAUUGCACUCGAUAAUAAAUCUCUGACCGAAUGUGAGGCUCUUCUCCGGAACUGCAGGGAUUCCUUAACUCUCUCACUGAUGAAGGUGUUCCCUCAGAGCUCCUCGUGGAGUGGCCAAAACAUAUUUGAGAACCUCAAGGACUCGGAUAAGGUGUCCAACUGUAAGGUCCACGGGUCGGAGGUCCAGGCUCAAAACAAGCGGAACUUGAAGCAGCACAAUAGCUCCACUCAGACCGACAUCUUCAACCCCGACCUGCUGCUGGAGGGCAGGAAGGACCCCGGAGACGAGGGCAGCGGCGGCUCCUUCUGUGGACUUAAGCCCUUCCCCGGGGGCUCCCUGAGCGGAGCGGACCCUCACCGGGGUUGCCACAGCACCUCGGAGCACAGCCUCAGCUCCUUCAGCCCUGACCCCUACGGGGAGCGGGGCUACGGCCUGGUGAACCUGGACAGUCGUGAACUGCCACCUUUCGAACCCGCGGUGGCCGGCUGCGUCCUGGCGGAAACCCCACUAGGCAAAGGGGGUCCGGGAGCUAAGCACAGUGGGGGGACCUGGCCCAAGGUCGUGGUCAACAUCUCCACAGCAGACACGGAAAAGUUUUCAGUCUACAAGAAACCAAAGCAGAGGAAGUCCAUCUUUGACCCCGACACCUUCAAGAGGCCCCAGACACCUCCCAAAGUGGAUUUCCUUUCUCCGGGCCCAGGCCCUGCUCACUCCCCACAGGCCUCAAAGGCCGAAGGGCCUCCUACUCCCCCCACGCCCCCCAAAAGGAGCGACUCCAUCAAGUUUAAGCACAGGCAGAAGGCCAGCUCUGCCUCCGAGUCCACCGCGACCACGGGCUCCCCCCCCGCCAGCCCUUCGGCUACCCAGCCCCCUCCGGCUGCCCCGCCGGCUCACAGAAGUCGAGGACAGACUGCCGGCCACUUUUACCGGGAGGAGGGAGGGGACUGUGCUCGCCUGGCUGCCAGAGAGGCCUGCGAAGAGGACAUUGGCUUCCAGAGAGGGGAGGAGCCAGAGGUGAAACGGCCCCGACCCAAGUCCGCUCCAGCUCUGAGGCACAAACUCACCCCGGUGGUCAUUCCUAACCAGUCUCUUCAGGUCCAGAAAUACACUCCGAGUAGUGACGAGCCCCUACCUCCAGGACUCCAGGAGUGGGCCAUCUACUCCCCGUCCAAGCGUCCCACCAGGCACAGCGACAGCUUUGCCCCCAUAUACUCCAGCGCGGGAUCUACAGGUACCGUCCCCCGAAGUUUAGCGCCGUGUCCCGCUGUUACGGCUGUCAUGAGAAACCCAAUUUAUACAGCUUGGAGUCACCGGGUUCACACAAACAACUGCCCAUCUGUCGCCAGCCAGAUCUGCCAUCAGCAUUUGCACCCCAGUCCUCAGCACCAAGGACGCCUGAGUCUGGAUCUGAGUCACAAACACUCCAGCGACUACCCGGAAACCACCCGGACAAGAGCGUCUCACGGAUCAAACUCCCUACCGUCCAGCGCAAGACUCGGCUCUUCAACGAAUUUGCAGUUUAGAGCGGAACGCAUCAAAAUCCCCUUAACGCCAAGAUACCCGCGGUCCGUCAUGGGCUCUGACCGAGGUUCACUGUCACAUUCCGAGUGUAGCAGCCCCAAUCUCAUCACUCCUCCGCAGUCACCUCUGAACCUAGAAACCUCGUCCUUUGCCAGCAGCCAGUCUCAGAACUCUCUUUCCACGUUACCACGAAUCUCCAUCAGUCCGGUGUCCAUCGGAGAGCGGAGGAAAGAUAGAUAUCUGUUCCAUAAUAGGUCUUUUCUGAGAAUUCCUGGGGCUCCUAGGCCUAGGUUCUCCUCACUAAGGAGUUUGAGGCCCUACAUGGAAGAGCCACGUCAUGUGAAAGUGCAGAAGGGCUCUGAGCCACUGGGGAUUUCCAUCGUGAGUGGGGAAAAUGGAGGAAUCUUUGUUUCCAAAGUAACCGGCGGAAGCAUUGCUCAUCAAGCAGGCCUCGAGUAUGGUGAUCAGUUGCUCGAGUUUAACGGCAUAAACCUGAGGAACGCGACUGAGCAGCAAGCACGCUUAAUCAUCGGGCAGCAGUGUGACACCAUCACUAUCCUGGCUCAGUAUAACCCGCACAUGUACCAGCUGGGCAACCACUCCAGAUCCAGUUCCCGCCUGGAGCCUGGAAGCAACCAUCCCACUCCCCAGGGCAGUGGGGCCGCCACCCCGGACAGCCACUCCGUCAUUGACACAGUGAGCGAGCAGGACGAGGGGACAAUGACCCCGCCAUCCAAGCAGACCACCCCCACUACCAGCCCCAGGAAUUCCAUCAGGGUUCCCGCGGAUGCCAACAGAAGGACUGCCGAACCACGAAUGGUCGUCAUCAAAAAAUCCCAGGUGGAACUUGGGAUCCAGAUCUGUGGGGGGAACCUGUACGGGGUGUAUGUGGCUGACCUCGAAGAUGACAGUCCUGCCAAGGGACCCGAUGGACUCGUGCCUGGAGACCUCAUUCUCGAGUACGGCUCCAUCGAUAUGAGGAACAAGACUGCCGAAGAGGCCUACCUUGAGAUGCUGAAGCCCGGAGACGACAUCCGAGUGAAGACUCAAUAUCGACUAGAGGAGUUCAACAAGAUUAAGGAUUUACCAGGCGAUGGCUUCUACAUCAGGGCACUGUACGACCGGGUAGCAGAGAUGGACCAAGAGCUGAGCUUUAAGAAGGAUGACAUCCUGUACGUUGAUGACACGCUCCCCCAGGGCAGCUUCGGCUGCUGGAUGGCCUGGCAGCUGGAUGAGAACGCACAGAAGCUGGAAAGAGGACAGAUUCCCAGUAAAUACAUGAUGGACCAAGAGUUCUCCAGACGACACAGCAUGUCUGAGGUGAAAGAUGACAGUAGCUCCACUAAGACGCUCUCAGCAGCUGCCCGCAGGUCCUUCUUUAGAAGAAAGCACAAGCACAAGCGCAGUGGAUCCAAAGAUGGGAAGGAUUUACUAGCCCUUGAUACUAUCAGCACGGACUCUAUCCCCUUCUUGGAUGAUUCCGUCAGUUUGGCUUACCAGCGGGUGCAGAAAGUUGACUGUACCUCUCCAAGGCCAGUGCUCAUUUUGGGACCAUUACUUGAUGCUGUGAAGGACAUGUUGGUGAAGGAGUCUCCUGGAAAGUUUUGUAGGUGUCCUCUUGAGGUGAUGAAGGCCUCCCAACAGGCCAUUGAGCGGGGAGUCAAAGAUUGCUUGUUCAUCGACUACAAGAGGAGGAGCGGCCAUUUUGAUGUCACCACCGUAGCUUCGAUUAGAGAGAUCACAGAAAAGGAUUGUCACUGUCUCCUGGACAUUGCUCCCCACGCCAUCGAGCGGCUGCACAGCAUCCACAUCUACCCCAUCGUCAUCUUCAUCCGCUACAAGAACGCUAAACAGAUCAAAGAGCAGAAAGAUCCCUUCUUCCUGAGGGACAAAGUUACGCAGAGACAUUCCAAAGAACAAUUUGAGACGGCUCAAAAGAUAGAACAGGAGUACAGCAAAUACUUCACAGGAAUUGUCCAGGGUGGAGCUCUUUCAACCAUUUGCACUCAGAUCAUGACAACUGUCCAUCAAGAACAAAACAAAGUCCUGUGGAUUCCAGCCUGCCCGCUAUAGAUGGACAUUUUGCUGUGAAGUGGUGGAAAUUAGUCCGCCGGUGUAAAUAACACACGAUUAAACAUUUCUUUUUUAUAAAUACAUAUGAGAUAUAUAUUCAGGCAGUCCUUCGUGUUGGGGAAUGGUGCACUGAACCAGGGGGACCGAGAGCACCCGUUUCUGUUCCCAGGGGUUGGGAGCUGGAUGGGAGCGAGGCUUUGGCCAGGGUAAUUCGUUCCUCUUAAAUCUGCUUUGUGGUUUUUCUUUGUUUUCCUGGGUUGUUGUUUUUUGUUUUUUAUAAAUCCUACAGAUGAGACUUGGAUAGAAUGGUGUUCAACAUAGAUGGACCUUUGGGCAACAGAUCGUGAUGUUGCAGGGAGAAUCUUUUAGAAUCACACGUUUACAAACCUUUCCCAAGUAUUUGGUUGUUCAUGUUUACUUGAAUGUCUGUGUGUGUGGUCGCCCAUCGCCCCUUUCACCUGCCCCUGCACUGUCUCCUCCCUCAUCCCCAAAUUCCCUCCCUUCCGCCCGUUCUUUCUUUUGUCACUCGUUCUCAGUGAAGCAGCGCUCUCCAGCCAAGAGUGGGAUGCACCCUCGCAAGGCCCGCCGAGGGGUGGACCGUGGGACUUGCCCCGGCGAUGCUUCUGUCAGCUUGGAAAGAGUCCCACGGGUGAGAUCCCAGGUGGACUCUGGGGUCCAGGCCCACCUCUACAGGCCGGCCAUUCUCGGACUUUCCAAACUGUCAAAAUUCCGUUUUUCCCCUUGCACGGAUCCGUAUUCAUUCAGUUGUAUUUAUUGAGCGCUUACCGAUAGAUAAGCGUCUUCUCCUGCCUGGAUUGUCAGCGCUUCUUGUUCGUGAUGGGGGUGAAAUGGUUCAUUCGUCCGUUUCUUGGGCCCGGUGUGGUGAGCAGGGCAGCGGCGGCGAGAAGCUCGGUUCCCACACCUGCUCUCGUGUCCUUUUUCGGAUUCUGUAAAUAUCGACAACUUAUGUUGGUGCAAUUUUGCAGGGUAAUUCUUAAGCUUGUAAUUCAAUGUGUAGCAUUCACGUAGGGUUUUGUUUUGUUGUUUAAUUUAAUAUGAGAACAUUCUCAGCUGAGGGUUUUCCCAGAAAGCCUUUUAGGGAGAUACCGUGAAUGGUAAAGUCACUUUCAAGAACAAUAAAUAGAUAAGAGCAAGAUAAGAGCGUAUUCCUUUUUAGGAUUGAUUGCAACACUUAUUCACACUCUUUUUUACCAAAUGCCAUAUCUAUUGUUUGUCAGGUGGUUUUUUUUUUUUUUUUGCACUUCCGAAGCUGGGGUGACCCCUGGCACAGGUUUGUUGUAUUGGACUCUGCCUUAACUGCGUCCUGUUGGUAGGUACUGUACUUUGUUUAUUGAAGUAUCAAUUUGAAUAGGACUAUAUCUUAAUCACUGUUCCUAACAUUUCAUUUUUUUUAACAGUAAUUUUUUUUUUUUUAGUCUUAGAAUCCAGAUUGUAGUUUUGCUUUUGUUUGCUUUUUUUUUUUAUUAAAAAAAGGGAUUUUCUUGCACAGUUCUUUAAGACAGCAAAUAUGUUGUACCUAAGUUGUGUCCUUUGUUUUAGAGGUACAAUUUUUUUUUUAGUUCAAACUACUAAAAGGAAACUGUAGAAUACGUACUGAUGAAUUACCUAGCCUAUGUAGUUUUCUUACUGAGGGACAACAGGCUUUUAAAAAAAGUUGAAGUUAGUGUUUUGAACGAUGGUACAUUUGAAAGAGACAGGUACUGUUCUGACUGUGAUUUUUCUGUACUACAAGUAAAAAUGUCACUUUGUAUCAAAAGAGUUAAAGAAACUGAUUAGUACGACAAAUAAAGGUCAAUUUCUGAAACUGAA